This is a messenger RNA of Dioscorea cayenensis subsp. rotundata (Guinea yam), 987 nucleotides long. RefSeq lists its product as uncharacterized. The record is from RefSeq and is a predicted model, not a curated record. The coding region runs from base 1 to 987 and encodes 328 amino acids. NCBI's taxonomy places the organism in Eukaryota, Viridiplantae, Streptophyta, Magnoliopsida, Dioscoreales, Dioscoreaceae. Gene Ontology annotation, molecular function: zinc ion binding; nucleic acid binding. The transcript has a single exon.
AUGUCAGGUUCAUCAUCAAAGAGUGAAACAACCGUCAGCACGGCAACAUUGAAGACUCCAACAUUGAAGGCUCCAACAAGAGACGGGACGGUGACCCUCCAGUAUCCGUUGCUCCCGAAGAGCAACUACUCGGCAUGGGCGCUCAAGAUGAAGGUGUACAUGCGUGCACAAGGCGUGUGGGAUGCCAUUGAGCCUAUUGAUUCGAAUGAGGAGAUAGAGAUGCGGAAGGAUCAGAUGGCCCUUGCUGCCAUCUAUCAGGGUAUUAGCGAGGAGACGCUCCUUGUGUUGGCUGAGAAGGAGACCGCUAAGGAGGCAUGGGAGAUGUUGAAGACAAUGCACAUGGGCACUGAGCGCAUCAAGGAGGCAAAGAUCCAAACUCUGAGAAGCGAGUUUGAAGGUCUACGCAUCCGUGAAGCAGAGACGGUUGAUGACUUUGCCACAAAGUUGACCACAAUAGUCAACAAAAUUCGUGCAUUGGGCGACAAGAUGGAGGAGGCCUAUGUCGUCAAGAAGCUCCUUCGUGCUGUCCCUUCCAAGUUUAUUCAUAUUGCAUCGACGAUUAAGCAGUUCAGCAAUCUCCAAACGAUGACCGUGGAGGAGGUCAUCGGGUCGCUUAAAGCCCAUGAAGAGCGAUUGCUGGGUUAUGAGGAUGAGAAAGAAGAACACAUCCUAUUGACAAAAGCCGAAUGGAAGGCAAGAGAAGAAAGUGAAGGUAUGUCGAACUCGUUGAGAGGACGAGGAGGAAACAACUGGCGUGGGCGUGGGGGUGGACGCGGACGCAGUGAUGAUAGAAGUGGAAAUGAAGGCACUCAUCAAGAGAAGAAGUUUAACAAGACCAAGGUGAAAUGCUAUAAUUGUCAUUAUUUUGGUCAUUAUGCCUAUGAGUGCAGAUCCAAGAAGGAUGAGGAAGCCUAUCUUGUGGAGAAACAAAAUGAUAAUGAUGAUGAGUCGACGCUACUCAUGACAACCCAUCUUGUGGAGAAAUAA